UGCGCCUCUGCUCUACCAGCGUGUCAAUCAUGUACAAUUGUUGUACAGUCGUCUGUCUUAAUCGCACGUAAAUAUUUGCAGACGCAUACCCGGCCGACUAGACGCAGUGUCUUCUGUGUUUUAAAAAACAGCCUUACAACUAAAUUGUCUGUAAAAGUUUCCGCAUUAAACGACAAGAAAUAGAAUAUGAAAUUUGUGAUCAACUAAGUGUAACCGUCGACGGUUGUUAAGCAAACAAAUACAAAUGCAACAAAAUGAAGAUUUGAAAAUGGUGCAAAGAAAGUUUGAACCUUUUACGGUUAAUACGAGUGACAGAGCGAGCAGACAACUUGAGGGCGAGCAAUGCUACCCUCUUUCUCGCUAUGGCGCAGUUAUAGCGACAUUAACGAAGUUGAACUCAACUGCAGUCGAAGUGUCUUGCUUUUGGCGAAACUUUCCGUUGUGACAUGCAUGGUUUCAUUUGCACACACACACCACACCCAGCACACCCUCAAUUUGGUGCAAACAUUUGUCGUAAUAACAAAACAACAAACAAAUUAAAACGCAGGCUUGAAAAAAUCUUUAAACCGCGCGCGAAACGAAGUAUAGAUAACCAAGUUAUGUAUUUUUUUGUAUGUCAAGUAUAACCGUUAAAACCGAAAUUAAAAUUUUACUCAAACUUUAAAAAAAUAAGAAAAAACGUUAAACUCGGUUGCACCUAAGCAAGAAUACCCUUCACAAAAAAUAAGUUCCCUUUCAAGAACUUGAUUUUGAUCGUUUAGUUUGUAUGGUAGCUAUAUGGUAUAGUGGUCCGAUAUCGGCGGUUCCGACAAAUGAGUGUGGUGAUAUUUCAGAGCGGUAUCUCAAAAACUGACGGACAGACAAGCGAACAUCAAUAUGCUAAAUCAACUCAGCUCAUCACACUGAUCAUUUAUAUAUAUAUUUUAUAGGGUCUUAGUCGUUUCCUACCGGGUGUUACAAACUUCGUGACAACUUAAUAUAGCCUGUUCAAGGUAUACAAAUUUCAAUCAUAAUUCAAAAUUGUCUUUAAUCAAUUCCAGCAUAGUAACACCAGUUUGUUCCUCCAAAAAGUGUCCAGAUGUACGGAGCCUAUCGGCGCACAAGAUAUUAGCAGCUAAGUAAAGAAUGACACACGAUAGAAAAAUGCUUGAUCGAGAAGCCGUACGCUCUGUCAUCCAGCAAUGGAAUGCGAAUCGUUUGGACCUGUUCGCUUUAUCCGAACCUGACGAGAAUCUAUUAUUUCAUGGCGUUAUGCGUUUUUAUUUUCAAGAUGCUGGACAAAAAGUGGCUACUAAGUGUAUUCGCGUUGCCUCUGAUGCAACAGUCUCAGAUGUUAUUGAUACCCUUAUCGAGAAAUUCCGUCCCGAUAUGCGUAUGCUCUCAGUGCCAAAUUACGCUCUCUAUGAGGUGCAUGCAAAUGGCGAAGAGCGACGUUUGAACCCUGACGAAAAACCAUUGCUUGUACAGUUAAAUUGGCAUAUUGAUGAUCGUGAGGGUCGGUUCUUGUUAAAAAACAUCGACCAAAAAACUACGCCAAUCGAACAGUCAGAUAUGAACUUUAAGCGGAAACUAUCCAAACGCGAAAAGAAAGAACAAAAAAAGAAAGAAAAACUGGCAAAGUUAAACUCUGAAUCGACAGCUGGCGGCUUUAACGGUGGCAUGGUCAACGGCGGAAUAGAGGGUGAAACCCAGGUGGCGGGCAAACUUUAUACUGAACUGCCGGAGACAUCUUUUACGCGCUCAAUUUCGAAUCCCGAAGCUGUUAUGCGUCGACGACGACAACAGAAACUUGAAAAGAAAUUGCAACAGUUCCGUUCGCGCGACGGCGGACCUGACACUGGCGGCACACUGAAGAUUUAUGGCGAGAGUCUAUGCCAAGAUGUCCCAUACAAAACAUUGCUGCUAUCAAUACGCGACUGUGCGCAAGCAGUCGUCAGGGAAAUGCUGUCGAAAUAUGGUUUGGACAAAGCUGAUCCGUUACACUAUUGUUUGGUGCAGGUGAACAGUGAUGGCACAGAAUAUAUACUGGACGAUGAUGAGUGUCCGCUAUCGAUACUGAUGAAUCACCCAACAUCGCGAGGUUCUAUUAUGUUCCACGUGAGGCGGCGUCCGGCGGACUCUCAACCACGUCGGCGCAAGAAGAAACCGCUAGGUGCUUCAAAUGGCGCCAACAGUAUAUCCAGCGAUCGAGAGGGUGCAGUCCUGGUGGAAGUAACACAUAGCGGGGAUGGAGGACGCCGCAUUAAAUUAGGCAGUGACCCAAUCGAGGUUGGUUCUGCAAACACGAACUCGUUGCAGCUAUUUGGGCCAUCGAUACAAGCUCGCCAUUGUCUGAUUUCACUGUUGGAAGGUGUUUGCACAGUGACGCCAUUGCACACCGAUGCACUAACCUUUGUCAAUGGGCACCACAUAACGCAACCCACAAUUUUGCAUAACGGCUCUGUCGUAAUGUUUGGACGCGUGGCCUCAUAUAGAUUUGUGGAUUCACCAACCGAUGGACGCUACAACCUCGCUUUGUCACAAUCACAGCUGGACUCAGCCUGUCUUUACGAAAGUCGCUCACCAACUUCGCCUGGCUCCUGGAACGAUGAAGACGGCGCUUUAAACUCAGCAAGCAAGAACGAAAGUGGUGGCACCAGCAACAAUAGCGGAAAUGGCAGCGGAGGUGGAGGUAUGAGCGUCACAGAGCAGUCGUUGGGUAUACGUGAUCAAGAGGAAAACAAGAUGCGCUCAGCUGACCAUCUCAGUCACGCUGGCAGCGCGGCCUUCGACGGCCAAAGUAUUGAGGGAAACUUGGAAAAUGAAACCAAAUCCAUUUCAAGCUUAAAGUCGGGCGGCUCUAAUAGCCAGGAACGAUCGCCGAAAAUUACCAGUGGUUCGGAAAAUCAAGGCCAGGAGGCAAUUCUGCCCGCAGUCUUGGAAUUUCCUGAAACACAUCAGGAAUUAUUCCUUAGACACAUUAUAAGCGACUUGGAUGUGAAUGCGCCGCAUUUCAAGCUGGCUCCAGUGUACUCUCUGUAUUUAUGUGCCAGGUAUCGCGCAUCAACUCAUUAUCGCCCCGAACUGCAGCCCACAGAACGUGCCCACAAAUUAACAAUAUUUCUGCAUCAUGUUGCCAAUUUGAUUUACAACGUUGUACAAGAACAAUAUUCCGAUCCACGCAUUCUGGCUUUUUGGAUGGCCAAUAGUUCGGAGUUCUUGCAUUUCCUAAAGUCGGAUCGUCAUAUUAGUGCGUUUAGCGUUCAAGCUCAAGAAGUACUCGCCGAGAGCGUGCAAACUGCGUUUCGAAAUUUGGUAAAUUGUUUUCGUUUGGAAUUGUCACAGACCUUGAAUCAGUUUCUCUCGGAAACAAUCGAUCACGACUCGGCUGCGGGACUAGUACUGACUGUACUGGGGUCCGCAAUGGCUUUGCUGCGCCGUUGUCGUGUCAAUGCUGCACUAACGAUUCAACUUUUCAGCCAGCUUUUCCAUUACAUCAACGUGAUUUGCUUUAAUACGAUUGUAGCCAACUCGCACAUGUGCACUGCGGAAUGGGGGAAGGUUAUGUCGGAACGGCUCCAACUUUUGGAGUUAUGGGCUGAACGCCAAGGACUUGAACUGGCGGCCGAUUGUCAUCUGGCAAAGAUAAACCAGUGCGCACAGUUUCUCCAAGCCCCCAAAUCGUCUGUCGAGGAGAUACAGCAGCUGGCUUGUUCCUGCUUCCGUUUGAACUCUUUGCAAAUGUCCGCAUUGCUGCAGCAAGAGAAGAUACCACGAAAUUUAGUGGACACUGCAAUAAGAAUGGCCGAGUCGGUGGCGGACGAGCUUACUCGUUCGGAUGGUCGGGAGGUGCGUUUGGAAGAAUCACCAGAAUUGCAUUUAGCUUUGCUGUUACCCGAUGAUGGCUUUAGUUGUGAUGUUGUACGUGGUAUUCCGUCCGGUUUAGUGGAUUUUUUAAAUCCAUUACAACAGCAAGGCAUGUGCCGGUUGGCUGCGCAGCCAACUUCAAUUGGUUUGUGGACUGUCUACAUGCACCAAUUUAAUGCCCGUUCUUCAAGCGCCAUGUCUAAUAAAUUGCCGCAACCUGAGGUUCAGGUAAUAAAGCUGCACAAGAACGCCAACGGCAUGGGUUUAUCAAUAGUCGCAGCAAAAGGCGCAGGCCAGGAGCGUUUAGGCAUAUAUAUCAAGAGUGUGGUGCCUGGCGGUGCGGCAGAUGCCGACGGUCGUUUGCAAGCUGGGGAUCAGCUCUUACGCGUUGACGGCCAGAGCCUGAUAGGCAUAACUCAAGAGAAAGCGGCUGACUACCUGGUUCGCACUGGUCCUAUAGUCACUUUGGAGGUAGCCAAACAAGGAGCCAUUUAUCACGGCUUAGCCACUUUACUACAACAACCAAGCCCGGUCAUAGCGCGCGGUAACCGCCGCAUGUCUGAACGUGACCUUUCAAGAAUGGGCGUAACUGAUUCCAAAAAUGUUGGCCCUCUCAUACCUAAUAACCAUUUAUCAAAUAGUAAAUCAGUACCAGCACUACACCAUCACACCGGAAGUGGUACUAUUUCCAUGAAUGCUUCGAAAUCACGCAGCACCCACAGCCUCAUUACCAAUCCCAAUACCAACAGCAAUCUCACUGGCGGCGUCAACAGUCUAAACAACAACGAGCAGGGCUUCUAUCAGAACUUAAGCGUUUACCGUGCCCAAAAUCAAAGUCAACCGAUUUUAGCCGAAAGACCGUCAAUGUCGCUUCAUUCCGCAAUGAGCACACACAAUGGAAACUCCUCCAACAACGGACCAAAUCCAAUACUGUCACCAACAAAUGGAACCGCAUCAAUGCACCACCCAGCAUUUACAUCGCAACAACAACAGCAACUGCAUCACUUAUCAAUAACUUCCCCAACAGGGUCUAACAACAUGCCACCUUCCCGUCCAGCAUCCGCAUAUUAUCACAAUGCCAACACAGUGCCAUCAACAAACAACAAUCAACUGCAACAGAGCUUGGCAGCACAACAGCAACAGCAAUUUAUGCAGCACACACACAACAUAAGUGCAAGCAGCAGCAAUUUAAAUAGUGGUAACAUGACAGCGGCCACCCUUCAGCAGUACCAGCAGCAGCAGCAGCAACAACUACAACAACAACAGCAUUUAUCACAAAUGGCGCCACACUCCUCAUUGACGAUGGGAAACCGAUCGAGAAGCACACAAAAUUUCAAUCGGGAUAUGCAAAAUCAGCAUAGUCUGCGUAUGCAACAAAUGAUGGCACCGUCAAUGCCAAACAUUAGUGGUUUAUACCAGCAACAACACAUGUCAGCCAGUCAGAGCAUGCAAAAUGUAAAUAUGAGCGGAGUGGAAACGGGUAUGGCGUAUCAAAAUGGGGCCGGAGCUGAUACUUAUAUGCAACAACCGCAUCAACAACAACAACAGCAGCACUCGCCAGCUGGUCAAACACUUCGUCGCAACCCACGGCACGAGUUAAUGUCGCAGUCAGGCGUUGAAAUUGCGCAACAUUCGUCCAACCCAAUGCAACAGCAAAACUUUGUAUCGCUGCCGCCGAAACCGGGUAGCAUACAGCAAGUGUCCCCGAUGAAGCAACAGCAGCAGGCCCAACAACUGCCUCCCACAGCACCGAAACCACACCCAAAUCGCUUACAACAGCAACAAUACAUGCAGCACCAACUACAACAACAACAGCAACAAGCACAUCAGCAACACCCUCCGAUGUAUCAGCAGAGCCUUGAGGAUAAACCUCCACUGCCGCCAACAGCUACACAUCCACUUUUCAAACCCACGCAGCAAAUAACACCGGGCAUGAAUUACGUCGCCAGCUCCAUAGAUCCACCCAAAGGUGGUUAUGUGCCAGUGUCGUCGACAGUAGCGGCACAAAACCAAAAAAAUUUCAUCGGUACCAAUCCGUGGGAACGUGAGGAGCGCGAAAAGGAGGUUGAAAUUCGACGGGAGCAUAUACGUCAGUGGCGAGAGCAACAAAUAGCCGAACUUUCGUCCUUGCCACAAAGAACACCGCAACAAGAAGAACAGUUGAAGACAUCAAUUCUGGAACGUGAUUUUGAAAGACGCGCACAGGAGGUGGAAGAGCAUGAAGAUGAAUCUGAAACCUCGUAUGAAAAAGAAAAUAUACAGGAAGGUUACCGCCUACAAACAAGCUCUUUACAAAAUCCGCUGACGAAUUUCAGACAAACAGAUAUAAAAAAUACAACCCUUUCCGACAAUGUAGGAGGAGGUUCUAACAGCGCCUCCGGAUCUUUGGACGCAUCGCCAUUGUCAUCAGCGCGCAAUUCAGCAGCUGGCGGAUCUGAUUUAGCACCGGUUCCACAACAACAACAGCCACCACCUCUGCCGAACAAUCCACCGCCACCGGUUGGAGCCAAUGCGACAACUGUGGUGCAACCUAAAAGCAUUCUGAAGAACAACCGUUAUGAUAGCGGUAGCGGUACGGCACCAUCAUCGCCAUCUAAAUCGCAAAAAUCAACGAGUUUUGCAGAUGAUAGACAUUUGCAAACUGAACACCCCAUUUCAAGUUUGGCCAAGGACCUUUCGCAAUUGUCAAUAAAUAGCCUAGGCUCCACUGGCGGCCUCGCAUCCACCACGGGUACUGGUACCUCUCCACCGCAUAAUGCCAGUGUAGACAAUUCAGCAGUUCCACCGCCUCCACCACCUGAACGCAACAGCUCGUAUCUUAUAAUGUCACAACAAAAAUUGCGCAACUCUUCCAUCGGACUUCUAAAGACCGCUACAAGCAAUUCCGCUGAUUUGCUCAAUCAGAAUCAGAAUCAAAGCUUGGUGAAGAAAGCUAAUAUGCUGAAUAACAAUGCUAUCAUAAAUAAUAACAAUAACAACAACAACAACAUCUUGAAUACGCCCACAUCAGCAGCAGCGGCGGUGAACAGCAACAAUAUGACACAAAUGUCCACGCCGGAACUGUCGCCAUCUGGCUACCUGAGCAGCAGCAGUAGUAGCAAUAUGUUGUUGCGGGAUAACAAACGCGUUUCAUUUCAUGACGAGGAGAACAACUACAUGGGAGGCUCACAGUUGUAUGCAGCAAGCGGCACAGGGUCGUCUGCCGAUAUGUACGCCGCAAAUGUCGACAACCAAAUGCCUCUAGAUCUGGAUGCCAUACUCGAGGAUAGAAACCAUCGCGCGCGUAUGUUCGACAACACAGUCUUAGAAACAAUGCCAACUUCACCGGAUUCUGUUCUCUGGAAUACAACAGUGCAAUCCACUCCCGGUGUUAUUGGCGCACAAGAAGUGUACAGGGACCCCCGCCAACGACGACUUGCCGAGAAACAGCAACAACAGCAGCAACGCAAUACCGAAGCUGUCCCAGAGAAAUUGUCGUUCAAAGAGAAAAUGAAAAUGUUUGCCUUAGAAUCGGGAGAGGACAACACGCCUAAAGACAAACUGAAAAUCUCGCGAGCACAAAGAGACAUCGAUGCUGUACACUGACUAACAAGCUCCAAACACCUUCCAUACACCAACAAAUGUACACAACACUAGAAUAUGCUUAAGUAAAAGAAAACUAAAAAUAACAAUAAAAAAAAACGAAUUUGCUAAGCAAGGCAAUAAUUUAUAAUAUUAUGUAAUAAAUAAAAACAAACGCAGAGUAAAUAUUUAACUGGAGACGAAUGUGAAAUUGAAUUCCUUUUGAAUGAAGAAAGAAACAGAAUGUUUAUUUAGUUUUAGUUGUUUACCUUGUACACAACAAACAUUUAGUAGUGCAUACGUAUAUAAUAAGAAAUUAUAAUUAUUAUUGUGCAUUAAGUGAAAUGUAAAGUAUUUUAAUUGCAUAGUGGAUACUAAGAAAACGUUAUUUCAAUAAUUUUCCGUAUGCGUAGUUUAUUAUCGAUAAAGUAUGAAAUGAAAAAUGAAUUCACCUACAAAGUUUUAUUGAAAAUAGGCAAUAUCCCGUACCACGUACAAAUGUAUAUUCGGUUCGAAACUGAAGCAGUAAACUCAAGCGUACUAUUUUUAUAACUAAAUUUAUUAAAAGAAAUCAUUGUCUUAUUAUACACCGUACAUCAAGCUUGCGUAAAUGUGAGUAAAAAUACAAACAUAACUCAACAUAUAUUUUAUAUCCAUUAUUGAAAGUGUAUAUUUUCGCAAGCUGAAAAACCAGAAAUGAGAAAAUUAGUGUAACUGUAAACGAAUCUUAAACAAAUACAAAAAAGGAACACGAAACGGGUUUCUUUACGAUGAACUAUGGCUUUAAUGAAGAAAUCAUGAAAGAGGGAACUUAUUAUGAAAUUUAUUGAUGUUAAAAAAAACACUUCUAACAACAAAAACAAUAUAUAUAUAUAUACAUAUUUUAGUAAUGAUGUGUAGAAAUCGCUAUGCUAAAUUGUUAUAUUCGAAUAAGUGACUAGAAACACAUAUGAAUUUACGGUAUAUAGAUAAAAUUGACUAUGACGUGCAUUCCAAACUCGUUCCCUGUUCUAAAAAGGAAUAGGUAUAAGGAAUUUUGAAGUCAACUGCAAUGCAAAUCUACUUGAAUAUUUGGUUUAUUGAAAUUAAAAUGUCCAAACCAUUAAUGUAUACAUUUUGUAAUAAGUAUUCCGGUAGUUACACGUAAGCUUGAAAAGUUCAAACAUGAACACUUUAUGUUAAUAACAUUAAAAUAAAUCAAAAUAUAUAAUAUUUCACCUGAAAUUUUAUAAGCCGUUUUUGUAAAAUCUUUGAAUCUCUACUAAUGACUAAAUAUUUUUGACAAUGAUUUGUAAUUACUUUAUUUUAGAAUGCUAUAUAUAAUUGCAUCUCUAUUUACCGACUUUUACUUCCUUAGAAAUUUGAAAUCGCUGCACAACCGAUUUUCGUCUUGGACACAGACUUAGAACUUAAAAAUAAUAUAUGCGAUAAGGUAUUGAUUCUGUUAAGAACUAAUACUAACAGAAGAAUGCUGCAAAUAAUCGUUGUUUGUGUAGACGAGGUAUUUUUUUUUUUUUUAAUUUGAUUGCUGCUGAAAACUACGUUUCAUAAGGCUUGAAAACUGCAAAAUGGAUCCAAAGUGACAGUCAGUCAGUACAUUAAUAUAUUAAUUUGUUUUCAUUUUAUAUCCUCGCAAGAAAUAUUUCAACUACUUUUUAUAUUCGCUUUGAUAUUUCAUACACUACUACUAGGAAACAAAUUCAAAACUUUCAAAAAAAAAGUGGUACAACAAGAAGACCGUAAAAUGCUUUAAUCUUUAAAUAUAGAAAAAUUUAGUGUUUUGAAAAUUUUACAUAACCUUAGAAUUAAGUAAAAAUAUGAUACUUAUGUAUGUACAGAAUAUAACUAGUUGGAGUGGUACUAAACGUACUACUGUUUCUAUUCCUAAACACUAAACGUUUGUGUAUGUUUAAAACUCGGGAAUGUUUUAAUAAAAAAGGAGAGAAUUUAUUAAAAGAAAAAACUAAAAUUGACAAAAGUUAGACAUUAACCAAAAUCUCAAAAUUCUGAAUUGGCAUAUACAUAUACUUGUAUAUAUAUGUAUGUAUGUACAUAUUUAUUAAAAACUGCACCGCAAAUCGUUAACAGUUACACAAGUAAAAAACAAAAACAUCUAACAAAGCAGGGGAAACGUAAAUGGUUAUAUUUAAUUAACCGACUUGAAGAUGUAAAGAGAGAAAGUUGUUGAACUCGCUGAUAUGAAAUUAAUUGGCUUUAAUUAAUGUGUCGAAGAUAAUAUUGCAAUAACAGUAGUAUGUAGUAAAUGUGUCUUUAUCUUUUUUGAACUGUAGUAGAAACAUACAAAACUGAAGUAUCUUGAAAAACUAAUUAUUAACACUAUGCACAUUGUUAAGAAAAAUAUCCUGGAAUAAAGUGUUCUAGCUUAAUUUUAAAGGCAUAACUAACAACUUAAAUGUUUUCUUACUAACCUAUACACUCUUAAUAAUUAUUUUAAUUAAACUAAUUAUAACUAAACUAAAAAACUAAUAUUCAUAUAAAUUUGGCUACAAAAAGGGGAGCUUAAGCCACUGGAAAAAAGUUGCUAUGCACCAUUUGUUUUCACCACCAAUAAAGCACCAAACUUCAAAUUACUAAA
Messenger RNA from Bactrocera oleae (olive fruit fly), 10003 nucleotides. The record is from RefSeq and is a predicted model, not a curated record. Lineage: Eukaryota; Metazoa; Arthropoda; Insecta; Diptera; Tephritidae.